This is a messenger RNA of Parnassius apollo (apollo), 993 nucleotides long. The record is from the annotation of a GenBank genome assembly. NCBI's taxonomy places the organism in Eukaryota, Metazoa, Arthropoda, Insecta, Lepidoptera, Papilionidae.
AUGCCAUGGUCACAAUUGCUAUUAGAAGAUACUGCACCAGUUCCAACUCUUCUACCCCUAAAUAACAAACAAAUAACCCUCCCUGUAGCCAAAAAGAAAAUUCAAGUGUGGGGAUCGCUGCGGAGCACUGCAGCAAAGCAAGCGUCGAAAGAGUCGUUAUGUAAUUCUGAAAGAAUGCAAACAAGUAAUUUAGAACAACGAGGUAACAAGUUGCAAGUCAUUUGCAGUUUAGGAAACGAAAUAUUUGAGGAGAGCUGCAGUUUUUCGAUUAGCGGGUGCGCUACCUUUCAAGUGAGGGCAAUUAAUGUGGAAAACAAUAACACUCUGAUCUUUGUGAGGUUUUUUAAAAACUGCCAAGAAGACGGCUUAACCUACUCCAUUACUUUAUCAAGCGAUAUACUAUCCAUUGUAAAAAAAACAUUGGUGUCUGACGACGGUACUUGGCAUUUGAUUAAGGAGGGUAAUCUACUGCCGGAUUUAGACAUCUCGAUCGUCAUGGAUACAGUACACGUCAGCUCAUUCGAAGCGCUUUACAAUGAUACUGAACUAACCGAUUUUGAACUUCGCGGAGAAGAUGGAUCAGUGAAAGUACAUAAAGCUGUCCUUGCAGCUUCUAGCAACGUGUUGAGGCGAAUGCUCAGCGGCAGCUGGCGAGAAACUACAGAAGGUCGCGUGGACGUCCCAGGCACUUCGGUACAGACAUUACAGCAAUUUAAAGAUUACAUAUAUUUGCGCACGCUGCCUGAUACUGGCUUAGAGCAGAUCCUGCUUCUUGCUUCGUAUUACAUGAUACCAAGUUUAGAGCAGAAAUGUGUGAACAAGUUGAUGAGUAGCUUGAAAGCGCAGAACGCGUGCGAUCAGCUAGAGUUCGCAGUGAAACACAAAUUGACCAGGCUUGUUCUAGCCAUUUUUGACUGCGUCCAGAGUGGGCAGGUGGAUGUUACGGAAAUGCGUCAACACUUUUUGAAUUAUCAAGAUAAUAUUUGUGAAUAA